GUAGUUGUGCGGCCAGGCCGCGAGCCGUGCGUCUUUUCCGGUCGGCGUGGUGUGAGAGUGACGCGACUGCGGCGCGGGGUCCGGCACUAUGAGUGUCCCGGCCUUCAUCGACAUCAGCGAGGAGGACCAGGCUGCAGAGCUGCGUGCCUACCUCAAGUCCAAAGGAGCUGAAAUCUCAGAAGAGAACUCAGAAGGUGGGCUUCAUGUGGACCUAGCUCAGAUUAUUGAAGCCUGUGAUGUAUGUCUGAAGGAAGAUGAUAAAGAUGUGGAAAGUGUGAUGAACAGUGUGGUCUCCCUGCUCUUGAUCCUCGAACCAGACAAGCAGGAGGCACUGAUCGAAAGCCUGUGUGAGAAGCUGGUCAAGUUCCGGGAAGGCGAGCGUCCGUCUCUGAGACUGCAGCUGCUCAGUAACCUUUUCCAUGGGAUGGAUAAGAACACCCCAGUGAGAUACGCAGUGUACUGCAGCCUUGUUAGAGUGGCGGCGUCCUGCGGGGCCAUCCAGUACGUCCCCACGGAGCUGGACCAGGUGAGAAAAUGGAUUUCUGACUGGAAUCUCACCACUGAAAAGAAACACACCCUUUUACGGCUACUUUAUGAGGCACUCGUGGAUUGUAAAAAAAGUGAUGCUGCUUCAAAAGUCAUGGUGGAAUUGCUUGGAAGUUACACGGAGGACAACGCUUCUCAGGCACGCGUCGAUGCCCACAGGUGCAUUGUACGAGCAUUGAAAGACCCAAAUGCAUUUCUUUUUGACCAUCUUCUUACUUUAAAGCCAGUCAAGUUUCUGGAAGGCGAGCUUAUUCAUGAUCUUUUAACCAUUUUUGUGAGUGCUAAAUUGGCAUCAUAUGUCAAGUUUUAUCAGAAUAACAAAGACUUCAUUGAUUCACUUGGCCUCAUACAUGAGCAGAACAUGGCAAAGAUGAGACUGCUCACUUUUAUGGGAAUGGCAGUGGAGAACAAAGAGAUUUCCUUUGAUACCAUGCAGCAAGAACUUCAGAUUGGAGCUGAUGAUGUAGAAGCCUUUGUGAUUGAUGCGGUAAGAACAAAAAUGGUCUACUGCAAAAUUGAUCAGACCCAGAGAAAAGUAGUUGUCAGUCAUAGCACACAUCGGACAUUCGGAAAACAGCAGUGGCAGCAACUGUAUGACACACUUAAUGCCUGGAAACAAAACUUGAACAAAGUGAAAAACAGCCUUUUGAGUCUUUCUGAUACCUGAAUUUUUAUGCAUAUAAUUUUGUUCUUUCUUGGGAAAAAAAUUUUAAAUAAUAGUAAAACGUUACAAACUAAAAA
Messenger RNA from Chinchilla lanigera (long-tailed chinchilla), 1287 nucleotides. It is a transcript of the gene Eif3m, whose product is annotated as eukaryotic translation initiation factor 3, subunit M. Gene Ontology annotation, molecular function: translation initiation factor activity. The coding region runs from base 89 to 1213 and encodes 374 amino acids. Gene Ontology annotation, biological process: cytoplasmic translational initiation. The record is from RefSeq and is a predicted model, not a curated record. Gene Ontology annotation, cellular component: cytoplasm; eukaryotic translation initiation factor 3 complex. The transcript has 11 exons. Lineage: Eukaryota; Metazoa; Chordata; Mammalia; Rodentia; Chinchillidae.